AUGGAAGUCUUGGGUCAAAAUUCAGGAUCCAAUCAUGAAGAAAUGUCAGAAUCUGGUAAGGAUUUGGCAAUCGAGUUUGCGAUUCUACGACUUCCAGUCGAGAUGCUGGUGCGUUUUAAAUGCGUAUCACAGUACUGGCGUGAUUUGAUCAACAGUGAGGAAUUUCAGAGUUUGUACCUUCACCAUAGCAACACUAGUAGGGACAAGUUCCAUGUGUUUGUGUCGAGCCGUCGGCGUCAAGGCCAAAAGAACAUUCAUAAGCUAGGUUUUGUUGAUGAUACUCCUAAUCAAGUACUGCAAGAAAUUUACAGCAAACGGUUUAAAAAAGACUAUGAAAUUGUGGGUUCUUGCAAUGGGUUAAUCUGUCUUUAUUGUGAUAUGGAGUUUAAGCUUGCUCUCUGGAAUCCAUUCACGAGGAGAUAUAAAAUGUUACCCAUGGCUAAGGUCAACAGGAUUCAAGGAGGGGAACAACAUCUGAGCCAUGGACUUGGAUGCGUGAAAGAUGACUACAAGGUGGUCCAAAUCAUCCAGUCUUUCAAGAAAGGUAACCUAUUGGAAACUGAAAUAAAGGUUUACAGCUUGAAAUUAAAUUCAUGGACAAAGGUCGAAGAUUUCCCAUUCGGUGGGUCUGAUUUUCCCAAUAAUGGGUGUUUUCUAGAUGGUGAUUUAUACUGGUUGGCAUGGACUAAACCAACUGCAAAACACUUACUUGUUAGGUUUGAGCUAGAGGCGGAAAAGUUUGAUCAGCUGGAACUUCCUAAUGUUGACGAUAGUGCUGAACUCCAUUUGGGGGUUUUAGGAGGCUGCUUAAGUAUGUGUGAAUCAAAAGAGGACUCUGCUGUCAUAUGGGUGGUAAAAAAAAGGGUACCUUGGGCUGUACAGGAUAUAGUUAGGCUUGAAGACUCUGACCAAGCCUCGUACUUCAAAAUUAUGCCUUUGGCAUAUACGAAUAAGGGUAAAAAGCUUCUCCUAGCUGUCGGGUUCAAUACUUUGCUUUGGUAUGAUUUGAAGGAUAAUGAAGCAAAGGAAUUUUUCUUACCUCGUUUCACUAAAGGUUUCGAAGCUGUGAUGUGCAUUGAAAGUUUGGUUUCACUUGGCGUAGACAGCAAAGCUGAUGAAUGA
Pistacia vera is the source of this 1122-nucleotide messenger RNA. Its product is annotated as F-box protein CPR1-like. Bases 1 to 1122 code for a protein of 373 amino acids. The transcript has a single exon. Gene Ontology annotation, molecular function: protein binding. The record is from RefSeq and is a predicted model, not a curated record. NCBI's taxonomy places the organism in Eukaryota, Viridiplantae, Streptophyta, Magnoliopsida, Sapindales, Anacardiaceae.